Fusarium oxysporum Fo47 is the source of this 1630-nucleotide messenger RNA. RefSeq lists its product as uncharacterized. The transcript has a single exon. The coding region runs from base 257 to 1414 and encodes 385 amino acids. The record is from RefSeq and is a predicted model, not a curated record. Lineage: Eukaryota; Fungi; Ascomycota; Sordariomycetes; Hypocreales; Nectriaceae.
GCCACGCAACACUCUUUCUCUCUCCAUUAUUUCUUUCUCCUUAUCUCAAAAAUAACACUAUUUCCAUAAUCAACACUUCACGACUCAUUUAACGAUAACCAUUACUUACCACACUCAUUCGAUUGAUAUAUCAAGAAUACUCACGUCAACUGCUUGGUCUUAUUUACGAUUGAGCUCGGCUGGGCUACAGCACCCUGAGCCUAGCUUGCACAUAUCCAUACUCGACUGAGACCUCUUCAUUCUACUUCAUUCCAUCAUGGCGCCCGCUAUCAUCCGCUCAUUGCGCAGUGCGUCUUCACUCACACAGCACGCCCCUCGUGCUGCCGAGGCCUUUUCCACACUCUCGGAACACUUGUUGGAGGGCAGUAAAGUGCUACUAGCUCGAGAGAAUAAAGACGACGACAAGAACGAUAGACACAAACCAUCGGUCGAACCUGAAUCAGGCUCGUUCGACCCUCACGACAUCAGCAAUGCCGGUUUCUUCUUCCUUUUUGCCCUGAUCGGUGUGGUGUUCGUGUGUACCGGUAUCUGGUUCUUCUUCUGGGCAAAGAACGGUGGCUUCCAAUUCAAGGAAACAGAUUGGGAUGACUACAAAUCUACGGUUCUUCGACGCACCGGGCCUAACGGCACUAUUCUCUCUAACGCAACCCGACCAACAAACCUCGGUGGUGGUAGUGUAUACAAGGACGUGGACGAUGACAACACGACUGUAGUCACAGAGAGCACAACACUUACUGGUAUCACAGCUGGAGCAAGCGACAUUGGUGCACGUGAGAAGCGACGCCGCAAGCAGGAAAAGCGAGACCGUGAACGUGCGAAGAAGGGCAAGAAGACUAGCCGUCACGUUGGCGAAGCAGGUGUUGAAGACGAGGAAGCCGAACUUGCAGCCAAGAAGGAACUCCGCAGCUAUCGCCAUGAAAGACCUGCCCGCGUCGGUGGACUGAACAAGGAGAGUGAAGGCUCCGAGUGGGACGGCUCUACCAACCCCGGCACCGAAUCUAACGUCUCAACAAACCUUCUUUCUGACCGUCAGACCACUCCUACAACCACACCUACCAAGUCCAAGGGCGGCAUCCGCAAGGUCUACUCCACCGCUGAUCGUCGUGAGAACCGUGAGGCAGAGCGCAUGCGCGCCGAGGCCCGUCGUCUUCGUGAAGCUGGCCGAGCAGCCCGUCGUGAUUUCAGCUACCAACGUGCCGAGAGCUACACCCGCGCCGACAGCCAGGUCAGUGAGAGUCUUCUCGAUGGAUCGCAGGUGACUCGUACCACAGACGAUAGUGGCGAUCUGGGUACCAAGAGUUACCACCACCCGAUGCCUGAGCUGAGGGAGCUUGAGAGGGAGAGGGCAAGGGAGGAGAGACGGGCACGAAGAGCGCAGAGGGAAUAUCGACGAGGACGAGGAGAGGAGUGUUAAGGUUGACGUGAUAUGGGUAUGACGAAAGUCUUGAAUGGGCUAUAAGGUAAAAUGCGAUUUUCUUACUUUGGGUUUGGGUUGGGUUCACUGCGUGCAUGUAGAUGUAUAACGUUAAUGUAAAUAGGCAUGGUAACGGUUUCUCACGGACAUGAAUUGAUAUGCUGAGAUUGUUAGAUUUUGAGAUAGGCAAUGCAUUGAAUAAACAUGAUGCUCUGG